Messenger RNA from Loxodonta africana (African savanna elephant), 6871 nucleotides. RefSeq names its product ring finger protein 38 (gene RNF38). NCBI's taxonomy places the organism in Eukaryota, Metazoa, Chordata, Mammalia, Proboscidea, Elephantidae. The transcript is spliced from 13 exons. Gene Ontology annotation, molecular function: ubiquitin protein ligase activity. Bases 1635 to 3461 code for a protein of 608 amino acids. Gene Ontology annotation, biological process: protein ubiquitination. The record is from RefSeq and is a predicted model, not a curated record.
AAAAAAAAAAAAAAAAGGUAGUAGCGUUUUUAACCUAAGAACUGGCAAUCUGGUGAAGCUUCCUUUUUUCAGAAUGUUUUCAGUUGAGUGAAAUAAAAUACGGCAGUAGCCCUCACAGGGAGAGAAGGAUUCAAACAAGGGCUUUAUUCCUUGGGUACCAAGCCAAAACCAAACUUGCUGCUGUCAAGUCAAUUCUGACUCGUAACGACCCUACAGCAAAGAGUAGAACUGCUCCAUAGGGUUUCCAUUGAGCAGCUCAUGGAUUCGAACUGCCUGCCUUUUGGUUGGCAGCCGAGCUCUUAAACACUGCACCACCAGGACUCUAGUCCUGGGGUAGUAGAGUGCUAUUGUUGCUUCCUGAACAUGAAUAUAACUUGAUAAAAUCUAUUUGGGGGAAAAAAAAAUCAGGACACCGAUGUGUAAUAAACAGUACUGUUUAAUGUAGUAUGUUUAGUUUGUUCUCUGUUUCUUUCAAGUUUCAAGAAUUGCCCCCUUAUUAUAGUACAGAUGGUUUCUUCUUUUGCUGAUUAACUUAUCCAGAGCUGCCUAAGACCUAUAUUUUACUGUUUAUGAGUUCAGUUUGAGCGAUCUGUCAGCAUCUUGUGUCUUAGAGGGCAGGAACAGCUGGGGAGGGAACAGGGUGCUUGUGUGCCUUCGUUUGAUUCUUAGGAUGAUUCUCCAAUGUAUUCCAGCAAAGGACCCGACCCUUGGAGCUGGGGAGUGAAUUCUGAUCCUUAGGGCAUAGAGCAAAAGGCCAAGAGAAACUCUGCUAAAAUGGGACAUUUCUUUGUGGGUUCAGAAUUUAUCUUGAACAUUCACACAGCUUUUAUAGUUUACUCCAUCAUAUGUUCUUAUUUCUUUUAAUAGAAAAAAAAGUCUUAAAAUACUUAGCAGUUAAAAUGUUUUGUGUUUCUCUGUGCCUAUCCUGGUAUUGCAUUGUACAGGGCUGCAACCUGUUGUUGAGAAGCUCGAACCUGCUGCAGGUCAUGUUGAUGCUAAGGUAGAGAUUUGAAUAAGGCACAGUUCUUGCAGCCAGGGAGCUCCAGUUUGUCAGGAGACAGACGUGUAAACAAAUAACUGCAGUGCAGCAGGAUUUGUGCCUUGAUGAGGUAUGAUUAUGUCCUUAAAGAUGGAAGAGCUGGACAAUUUAUGAAGUAAAAAUUACUAUUUUGGGGGGGGGUUAUGUUUGUUGCUCUUUGAUUUAGUUUUUGGGAAUGCAUUUGACAGACUUAAGACUUUCUUUGGUACCAGGAUUUUUCCUUACUAGUCUAUGGUCUCUACCGCCAUCAAAAUUACUUUUAGAAGAUAUAAAUCCUAUCCUGUUAUUGCCCAGCUUAAAGUCAUCUGGCUGUCUCUGACUUCUCUAGCCUUAUUACUUGUCAUCCCCAGCCCCCAAACUGAAUGACUUGCGUAUAUACUUAUUUCCCUUUCUUGCUUCCUUGCCUUGACUCCUUGGUUUGUCUGGCUAACUGACACUCAUCCUUACUCAGCUGAGAGGUGAGUAACUGGGUAACACCCUUCCUGAUCUCACUUCUCCUUUCCCCUCGUAUCUCUUCUUUCUAUUGAGUAGAGAUACCCCUCCAAAGAGUCCUUAAAUAGGGGCCUGUCACCAGUCCUCCCUUAGUUUCCUGUUCAUGCCUUUAUUAGAGCAAGCAAUGGUUAAGAGCUUGUCUGCUAACCGAAAAGGUUGGCAGUUCAAGUCCUUGGAAACCUUAUGGGAUAGUUCUACUCUGUCCUGUAUGGUUGCUAUAAGUUGGUGUUUUUUGUUUUUGUUUUUGCGUUUGUCUGUGUUUAGCUGUUGGUUUGCUUAUGUGUUUGCUUCACCAGGCCUGGCUUCAUUAGGCCAGGGAGUGGGUAGUGUUGGUGCUUCUUUUCAGUGCCAGUCCAUCCAUCACGACCACAUUUGUCAUGAUGACAGUGACAAGAUUUCUCCCGGGGCCAAUUCAGCACCUCUACCUGGCCAUCCUAACAAGGUGAUUUGUGAAAGGGUGAGACUUCAGAGCCUGUUCCCUCUCCUCCCAAGUGAUCAGAACACUACCGUUCAAGAGGAUGCUCACUUCAAAGCUUUCUUCCAGAGUGAAGAUAGUCCAAGUCCCAAGAGACAGCGCCUCUCUCAUUCAGUCUUUGAUUAUACAUCAGCAUCACCAGCUCCCUCACCACCAAUGCGACCAUGGGAGAUGACAUCAAAUAGGCAGCCCCCUUCAGUUCGACCAAGCCAACAUCACUUCUCAGGGGAACGAUGCAACACACCUGCACGCAACAGAAGAAGUCCUCCUGUCAGGCGCCAGAGAGGAAGAAGGGAUCGUCUGUCUCGACAUAAUUCCGUUAGCCAAGAUGAAAACUAUCACCAUCUCCCAUAUGCACAGCAGCAAGCAAUAGAGGAACCUCGAGCCUUCCACCCUCCGAAUGUAUCCCCUCGUCUGUUACAUCCCGCUGCUCAUCCACCACAGCAGAAUGCAGUAAUGGUUGACAUACACGAUCAGCUCCAUCAGGGCACAGUUCCUGUUUCUUACACAGUAACAACAGUGGCACCACAUGGGAUCCCACUCUGCACAGGCCAGCACAUCCCUGCCUGCAGUGCACAACAAGUCCCCGGAUGCUCUGUGGUUUUCAGUGGACAGCACCUCCCUGUCUGUAGUGUGCCUCCUCCAAUGCUUCAGGCAUGUUCAGUUCAGCACUUACCGGUACCAUAUGCUGCGUUUCCACCCCUUAUUUCUAGUGAUCCGUUUCUUUUACAUCCUCCUCACCUUUCUCCACACCAUCCUCCUCAUUUGCCACCACCAGGCCAGUUUGUCCCUUUCCAAACACAGCAGUCACGAUCGCCUCUGCAAAGGAUAGAAAAUGAGGUAGAGCUCUUAGGAGAACAUCUUCCAGUAGGAGGUUUUACUUACCCUCCAUCAGCCCACCCGCCAACAUUACCUCCAUCAGCUCCUUUGCAGUUCUUAACACAUGAUCCUUUGCAUCAGGAGGUGUCCUUUGGAGUACCUUAUCCUCCAUUUAUGCCUCGGAGGCUCACAGGACGUAGUAGAUACAGAUCCCAGCAGCCAAUACCACCCCCCCCUUAUCAUCCCAGCCUACUACCAUAUGUGCUAUCAAUGCUUCCAGUGCCACCUGCAGUGGGCCCAACUUUUAGCUUUGAAUUGGAUGUGGAAGAUGGAGAAGUAGAAAAUUACGAGGCCCUGCUAAACCUGGCAGAGCGACUAGGAGAGGCUAAGCCUCGAGGACUUACUAAAGCAGAUAUUGAACAGCUUCCUUCUUAUCGGUUCAAUCCUAACAACCACCAGUCAGAACAGACUUUGUGUGUAGUAUGCAUGUGUGAUUUUGAGUCAAGGCAGCUACUUAGAGUCUUACCCUGUAACCACGAGUUCCAUGCCAAGUGUGUCGACAAAUGGCUUAAGGCAAAUCGAACUUGCCCAAUUUGCCGAGCUGAUGCUUCAGAAGUGCAUCGGGAUUCAGAAUGACCAACCUAAGAGCACAAAUUUAGUUUGGGUGUUCCUUAUCACAUGUAUAUACGGACUAGCCAUUGAACUUAAUCUGUGUGGCUUCCAGCCCUCCCUUUACCAAAAGGGUCAAUGGACCUUUCUUUGCACUGUGUGACUUAAUCAACUAUAAAAGCUUACAAUUAGUCUUCACAAUUAUGGGAUUGUUAUACUAACCGUGUGAUUGGAACUCCAAAGACUUUCUUUAGCUUAAUUUUGUGUGUGCACUAACAUUCCCUGGUUUUUGUGUGAUCAUUCCGAGUGUUGCUGCAAGAUUACAGUGGACGUGAUCUUUUAGCAUGUGCUUUUAUAAAAAGUGGUAGCUCCAGAUGAUAUAGCAAUCUACCUUAUAUAGAGCCUUCAGAAACUGUGAGUGGAAAUGAAUGCAGUGUAUGCCUGUUGGCGAUAAAUGUCUCUGUGUGAGAGAGAGAGAAGGUGUGUGCACCUACUUGUAUGAGGGCAUGGUAGCUAAUGUGUGUAUGAGAUCCUAUAUACCAGCAUGUACCAAGAAUGUGUGUGUAGUUUUAAUUAUGCUGCAAUGUAUAAUCUGGUGUGUUAUUUAAACAGCACUAGUACUGUACACUGGUUUUUUCCCCUUGUGUUUGCUGUUGCACACUGAUUGCUAAGGGUGCAUCCAUUAUAAGCAUUGAAUACUCCAUCCUCUCCUGCCCCCCAGUGAAUGGAAUGAGAAAAGCCUUCUUCCUUUGCUUUAGGCAGCUGUCACCUUCUCUUCGUUGGUGGUCCUGAGUGGGUCACUUAAGAAAAAAAGUGUAACAGAUUCUCACUCCAUGAACCUGAUUUUUUUAUUCUGUUGUGAAAAAUUUUUUUAAAUCUCCAACUUGCUGUUUCCAAAAAGAAGGUGCAAUAUCAUACGUCAUCAGUUAGCAAUAUUAGCAUUUCAGUCAAUGAUUUGAAUGUUGAUACUUGUUUUUCCUUUACAUUUCCAGUAAGCUUGUUACAGAAAGUACCUGUGAUUUUUGUUCGUUUGUUUAGAUUUGUAGUCUAUUUUGAAGAUAUUUGAGUAAUAUAUUUCUAAGAACACCACUGGUCCCCUGAAGUCUCCCCUCUUGGACUUCUAGAACAGCAUCUGUUCACUAACUCAGCUUGACUCCUGAGAUGUGAUCUUUGUUCAUGCUCCCAUAGACAACUCAAUUGAUUUAAGAAAACUGUAUUUCUUUUUCUAUUAAUUCACCUGCCAAGCUCCAAUUGUGAAAGUCAUCUAGUUCUUCUUCCCUCAGCAAAUGUGCUUCUCGUCGAAACCCUGGUCUCCAGGAUGGAUCAAGUGCUGUGACGGCUCAUGUUCCUUAGACCUGAUUUGCUUUGACAUUUUACUGUUUUUCAUUUAAAUUUUUGUUUGAGAAAAGUUUAAUACAACAGGUGUCCAGAAUACUUGCAGUAUAAAUGAAGAUUUGAUUUUUGUAUAAAAAAGAAAUAAUGCUGUAAAACAGGAAUUGACCUUCAUUUAGUUGAUCUGACAUAUUACAUAGCUGUGUGUGUGUUUUUUUUAAUAGGUUCAUUGAGUAUAAUUCAGAUUGCUUAAAGUCAUUUUUCACCAGCAGUUAGACUGUUCUCACUCUGUUGGUGUGUUCAGCAUCGUCUGCCUCUGCGUGAUGCCAUUGCUUUGUUUGCAGUAGCACAAGCUGUGUAAUUCCAGGCGGGACUGUGAUGACUUGCUGCCAGCCUCACUCUGCUUUCAGUUGGCUCUGUGUCGGUUUUCUCUCCAGACAGUGUUAACUACUCGUUACUGCCAUGCUGCUUGCCCUCCCUUGGAGCCUGUAUAAGCUCAUCGCAGCCUAGAGUUCAGUAAAGUCAAUUCACACGGAAGCACAAUUUUGCCCUUUUCCAGACACUGUUGCCACUGCCUAGUUACACAAAUAGGCUUUUGCGUGCUUUGUGUUUGCCCAUAGAUUUGUCAGUGUAUCAGAAGUACAUCUUAACGGUGGUGAAAUGCACAUGCUAUUUUUAAAUCAGUAGGAUAGCCCCACCUGCUCCUGAUGAAUAAAAACUGUGUUAAAGACCAAAAUUAUUGGCAUAAUAAUCAGCUACAUACAAAUCACGUAUAGUUUUAAUCUUUAUUUUUUUUAAUUAAAAAAUCAUGUUUAAAAUGGCAAAGGCCCAUCUUUACAUAGAAUUUUAUAUAGCUUCAAAAAAUUUCUAUCUGUACAGAUCUAACAUAACACUACUACACUCAGUAUUCAUUUUAUUGAAGCAUGCAAGUAAAGCACUUUUUCUAAUUUAUAUAGAGAUACCUACUUACCAAGGCACAUUGUACUAAUGACUAGGAAAAGUAGCUUUUUCUUCCCUCCCUCCAAUUGAAUUCUUGUCCUAGUGUUCCUUUUCCAGUAAAUUUUCGAGAGGCAGUUGGCAAUUUAGGAGGCAGCAGGAUCUGUUUUGGUAAAAUCCUAAGUUUAAUUGUUGCACUCUUGUAACUGAUAUCUCUUUGGGAAGGUCUUUUCUUUGCAUGGGACUCUUAGAGACAUGUGCAGCCUUAGGAAGUGGUUAGUGCGUAGUAGGAGCACACAUGCAUGUGUUCUGAACCAGCUCAGACUAGCCACGGAGAGCAUAGCCACAGUGAGCAACUUCGUGGCUAGCAAAAGAGGAAGAAUAAUUGAUUCAUGCCUGACUGCCUUCACGUAGGUGCCGCACCAGAUAGCAGGCAGAUGUUGGUUUGCUGCCUUCCUCCUCUUUUCUUGUAAAACAAUAUUGGCUUUACCAUCUUAACUCUGCUGUGGGUUUUUUUGGUUUUGUUUUUUUGUGUAUGAAUUGUCAACUUUGAUUUUUUUUUUAAUCCCACCACCCUCCCCCCCACACCCCCCCCCAAAAAAGGUCAAGGCCUCCAGGUAUUAAGAUCUCAUAUUAGGAUUUUCUGUCCUGAAUUUUUUUUUUUUUUUUAAAGCAAAUUCUGGAAAAUGUGAAUGCUUAUUUAGAUUUUAUACACUCUGAAAUAUGAUUUAUUAAGAUUUUUAAAUUUGGGCCUCUUGUAAUAUUUUGAAUGAGAUCUACCAGCUCACAAGAAUAUUUUUCACAGAUAUCUUUAGGCCUUCAUUAGGAAACCAUUUUCCCCCCGUUGGUACAUUUGGUUACCUCAUUUUGCUGUUUGUUUCAGAUUACGAAAGCUUACAGAGGUGUUUUUGAAAUCAUUUGCUGAGUCAUUGUCUCAAAUCAUAUUCCAUUGUAUCAGUUAACAUAUAGUUUUAAAUGUACGUAUUAUAAAUACCUGUAACCAAAUCAUUUGAAGGCUUGGUAAAUUUUUAACAAAGUUUGUACAUUUUUUAUGAAAGUUACUAGUAAUGCUUUACUAAGUAGUGCAAUGAAUUUUUAUUUUUAAUCCCUGUGCCCAAUUUUGGAGUUGAGAGGGUUGUUGGUAAUAAAUGUAUGAUGUACACUUAAAA